AUGAAGUCCGUCAUUGCUGUUUCUGCUCUCUCUCUGCUCGCUGGCGCCGAGGCAGCUGAGACCGUUCUUGGUGCUUACAUCUUCCACCGCCAUGGUGACCGUACACCAAAGGCUCUUGCUCCCACCAACCUGACUACCCUCGGUUACGAGCAGGUCUACACAUCCGGCCAGUACUAUCGCUCGCGUUACCUGUCCGGCGACUCCAAGAUCCACGGCAUCAAUGAGGAUGAAGUCAAGCUUUCGCAGCUUCAGGUCCAAGCACCUGUCGACAAUGUCCUCCAGAACUCAGCCAUGGGUUUCCUCCAGGGUCUAUACCCACCUGUUCAGACUGUCCAGACACUCGCAAGUGGCCAGAACGUACAGGCGCCAAUGGACGGUUACCAGCUCAUCCCCAUCAACACCAUCGAAACCGGUUCCGGCUCUGAAGACAACGGCUGGCUACAGGAUGCAUCGAGCUGCCAAAACGCAAAGACGAGCUCAAACUCCUACUUCGACAGCGAGUCCUACAAGAACCUUGCUUCCAGCACCGGGGACUUUUACUCCUCCAUUGUUCCCUCAAUCAACGGCGUGAUGGCCGAUGAUCAGGUGACCUUCAAGAAUGCUUACGUCGUCUACGACACUAUUCACGUAGCCGAAAUCCACAACUCCAGCAUCCCCAACUCAGAUGCCCUGACCAACUCCACUCUCCACCAGCUCCAGACCCUUGCCGACGCCCACGAAUGGGGUCUGGCCUACAACGCCAGCGACAACAUGCGUGCCGUCGCUGGUAUGCAACUCGCAGGAGAAAUCCUAUCUUACAUGAACAACAUCAUUUCUUCCUCUGGCUCCAAGAAAUUCGGCAUCCAAUUCGGCGCCUACGCUACUUUCAUGUCUUUCUUCGGCCUUGCAGACCUGCAAAAAGUCAGCGACGACUUCACUGGCGUCGUCGACUACGCCAGCUCCAUGGUCUUUGAGCUCUUCACCAACGCGGAUGUAGGCUCUGGUUUCCCCAGCGGCGAUGAUCUCCAGGUUCGCUUCCUCUUCCACAACGGCACGGCGUCCAACUCCAGCGAGCCCACCGUCUACCCCCUCUUCGGCGGCAGCGACAACGCCGUAUCCUGGAACACUUUCCAAGACAACCUCAAGAAGUUUGCUAUUAGCACUACGGAGCAGUGGUGCAACAAGUGUGGUAACACUGCUGGUUCCUGCGCUGCGUUUGCUAACAACGAUGCUGCUACUUCGCAACAGAGUGGCAGCAACGGCAGCGAUAUCUCGCCUGCUAUUGGUGGUGUUAUCGGUGCUUUUGUCACUUUGGCUGUUGUGUUGGGUAGCUUGGCGCUGCUUAUGCUUGUUGGUGGGUUCAGGCUUGUUAGCAAGAAGGCGCUUCAGAGGGGUGUUGCGCAGAGCAGUGUUGAGCCUAAGGCUUAG
Molecule: messenger RNA, 1407 nt
Organism: Alternaria atra
Lineage: Eukaryota; Fungi; Ascomycota; Dothideomycetes; Pleosporales; Pleosporaceae
Exons: 2
Coding region: 1-1407 (468 amino acids)
Biological process (GO): dephosphorylation
Molecular function (GO): phosphatase activity
Source: RefSeq, a predicted model, not a curated record